CACUUUCCAUCACCGCCAAGUUUGCUGUCAUCGUGCUGUCCGAUCCGGAUGUAGCUGCCUUGACCCCUACCUGGGAGUGUCUGUCAAAAAUCUCACACUUGAGAUCUCCAUAGCCGCCAACAUGUCCGACGCUGACUUUGAAGCCGUUCGCCGGCUCCAAGCUGAGCGAAAUGCUGCUGCAGCUGGAAGUAAAGGUUCUAGGACCUUUGAUCCGUCUAGCCAGCGCACUGACAACUCGACCAAGGCCUCCCUGACUGAAUCCUUCGAUACGGCUCUUUACGAAAGCGAAGGCGCCGACAAGUUUGCGGGUUAUGAUACGUCAAUCGCUGUCAAUGGCGACGAUGAAGAGAUGGAGGAUGCGGAUGCGGGCCAUCGCCUGGUGGGCCAAUACACUGCCACCAGGAGCCAGAUCGACGAGUUUGUCCAGGGCAACGGGGUGGAAGAGGAGGACAUCCUUCUUGGGCGCGAGAAGGCAGCGAGGAUCGCCGACCGUGAGACAGACUACCAGAAGCGCCGCUUCAACCGGGGCCCGUUGACUCCCACACGCGCUGAUCCGUUCGCUGCGAACACUCAUGCCAACGUGGAGGAAGGGGCCGAGGGUCAGACUUAUCGUGAAGUCAUGGCUAUGCGCGAACUUGAAAAAGAAGAAGAACGUGUCCAGAAGCUGAUCGCAGAAAAGCAGGCCCGUGGAGAGAAUGGCGUGACGGAACACGAGGCUACGUUGAAGUUGGAAGACAAGGAGAACGCUGACGCCGGCUCCACGGUCUCCGUCGCCUCCGGUCGCAAGCGCAAACAACGAUGGGAUGUCGGUUCCGAAUCUGCGGAAUUGGCACCUCAGGAUGAGGCUCCCAAGCCUGCCGAACCCGAAACCAAGUCGAAGAGGUCCCGUUGGGACCAAACGCCCGCCCCGGUCGUCCCCGGCACAGAGGAAGCGCCCAAGCGUCGUUCCCGAUGGGAUCAAGCACCGGCACUUACAGCGGCGACUCCCGUCGGCAACCAAGGGCUUGCAACUCCUAUGCAUCCUUCUCAAGUAGGUGCACCUUUGAUUCCAACUAGCUUUGGAACUGAUAUCUCUGGGCGCAAUGCUCCCCUGUCGGAUGAAGAGCUCGAUAUGAUGCUGCCAUCUGAAGGCUACAAGAUUCUUGAGCCUCCUCCGGGAUACGCCCCGAUCCGGAACCCUGCGAGGAAGCUCAUGGCUACUCCGGCACCCAUGGCCAGCUCAACUGGUGUUGGUGGUUUCAUGAUGCAAGAGCCUGAAAGCGCUCGUGCGCUGGGCAAGCAGCUUCCAACUGAGAUCCCCGGUGUCGGAGACCUUCAAUUUUUCAAGCCCGAGGAUAUGGCAUACUUUGGCAAACUCAUGGAAGGAGGUGACGAAAGUACAAUGACGGUGGAGGAGAUGAAGGAGCGGAAGAUUAUGCGGCUCUUGUUGAAGGUCAAGAACGGCACGCCGCCAAUGAGGAAGACAGCGCUGCGUCAGUUGACGGAUAAUGCACGGCAGUUCGGUGCAGGACCUUUGUUCAACCAAAUCCUUCCUCUUCUCAUGGAGAAGUCGCUCGAAGACCAGGAGCGCCAUUUGUUGGUCAAGGUCAUCGACCGUGUUCUCUACAAGCUGGAUGAUCUCGUCCGUCCCUACGUUCACAAGAUUCUCGUGGUUAUCGAGCCCUUGCUUAUCGACCAAGACUACUAUGCCCGUGUUGAGGGUCGAGAAAUUAUCUCGAACCUGGCGAAGGCUGCAGGUCUAGCGACCAUGAUUAGUACCAUGCGUCCGGAUAUCGACCAUGUUGACGAAUAUGUCCGGAACACGACUGCUCGAGCCUUUGCGGUGGUUGCUUCAGCUCUUGGCAUUCCCGCUCUUCUCCCAUUCCUUCGUGCUGUGUGUCGGAGUAAGAAGUCUUGGCAAGCUAGACACACCGGUGUCAAGAUUGUUCAGCAAAUCCCCAUUCUCAUGGGAUGCGCUAUUUUACCUCAUCUGAAGGGACUAGUGGACUGUAUCGCGGACAACCUCAGCGAUGAGCAGGCUAAGGUACGGACGGUCACUGCCCUGGCCGUUGCGGCUUUGGCUGAAGCCGCCAACCCUUACGGUAUUGAGAGUUUCGAUGAGAUUCUUAACCCUCUAUGGACGGGUGCCAGAAAGCAGCGUGGUAAGGGUCUGGCUGCGUUCCUAAAGGCUGUUGGCUACAUCAUCCCUCUCAUGGACGAAGAAUAUGCCAACUACUAUACCAGUCAGAUCAUGGAGAUCCUACUCCGCGAGUUCUCCUCUCCAGAUGAAGAGAUGAAGAAGGUCGUUCUCAAGGUGGUGUCACAGUGCGCCAGCACCGACGGUGUCACAGCCAGUUACCUCAAGGAGCAUGUUUUGACGGAUUUCUUCAAGAGUUUCUGGGUGAGGCGCAUGGCUUUGGAUCGGAGGAAUUACCGCCAAGUGGUUGACACGACGGUUGAUCUUGGACAGAAGGUCGGUGUGGGUGAGAUCCUGGAGCGCGUCGUGAACAACCUCAAGGAUGAGAGCGAACCUUACCGGAAGAUGACCGUGGAGACCGUGGAGAAGCUUAUCGCAGCCCUCGGUGCCGCAGACAUCUCCGAGAGACUGGAGGAAAGAUUGAUUGACGGUGUUCUGUAUGCUUUCCAGGAACAAAGCAUUGAGGAUAUCGUCAUUCUGAACGGCUUCGGCACGGUGGUGAACGCCCUUGGCACCCGUUGCAAGCCCUACCUUCCACAGAUUGUCAGUACCAUCCUCUGGAGAUUGAACAAUAAGUCGGCCACGGUUCGUCAGCAGGCUGCAGAUCUCAUUUCUCGCAUUGCCAUGGUCAUGAAGCAAUGUGGUGAGGAUGCGUUGAUGGGUAAGCUCGGUAUUGUGCUCUACGAGUACCUGGGUGAAGAGUAUCCCGAAGUGCUUGGUUCCAUUUUGGGUGCCCUUAGGUCUAUCGUGACCGUGGUUGGUAUCAAUCAGAUGCAACCUCCUAUCAGAGACUUGUUGCCUCGUCUCACGCCUAUCCUGCGUAACCGCCACGAAAAAGUUCAAGAGAACACCAUCGACCUUGUUGGUCGUAUCGCCGACCGUGGACCCGAGUCUGUCAAUGCUAGAGAGUGGAUGCGUAUUUGUUUCGAGCUCCUAGACAUGUUGAAGGCCCACAAGAAGGGAAUUCGUCGUGCCGCCAACAACACUUUCGGUUUCAUCGCCAAGGCCAUUGGUCCCCAGGAUGUGCUCGCAACGCUCCUUAACAACCUUCGUGUCCAGGAACGUCAGUCGCGUGUCUGUACCGCUGUCGCGAUUGGUAUCGUGGCUGAGACCUGCGCGCCGUUCACCGUGCUUCCUGCAUUGAUGAACGAAUACCGUGUGCCCGAGCUGAACGUCCAGAACGGUGUUUUGAAGGCUAUGUCUUUCUUGUUCGAGUAUAUCGGCGAGAUGGCCAAAGAUUAUGUCUACGCUGUCACGCCUCUGCUGGAGGAUGCAUUGAUCGAUCGUGACCAGGUGCACCGACAGACGGCAGCCAGUGUUGUGAAGCAUAUCGCAUUGGGAGUGGUUGGCUUGGGGUGUGAGGAUGCUAUGGUCCACCUCCUGAACCUGGUGUUCCCCAACAUUUUCGAGACUAGUCCGCACGUUAUUGACCGAGUGAUCGAAGCCAUUGACGCUAUUCGGAUGGCUGUCGGCACUGGUGUGGUCAUGAACUACGUGUGGGCCGGCUUGUUCCACCCCGCGCGUAAGGUGCGCGUGCCAUACUGGAGACUCUACAACGAUGCGUACGUGCAGAGCGCAGACGCAAUGAUUCCGUACUAUCCCAACCUGGAAGACGAUGGGUUGGAUCGGUCCGAGUUGUUGAUUAUAGUUUGAUUCCCAAAAUCGUAUUUCGUUCCUGUAUGUACCUUUGAUUCUACAGUGUUCUUUCACCUUUCAGCAUCAUCAUCAUAUACUGGGCCUGUUACUGUUACGGUGUUGCCAAGGCUGGAUUUGGCGUGUGUCUUUUUAUAAUCAUCGGAGAAGUAGUCAAUGGC
Aspergillus homomorphus CBS 101889 is the source of this 3990-nucleotide messenger RNA. RefSeq names its product U2 snRNP complex subunit HSH155. Gene Ontology annotation, cellular component: U2-type prespliceosome; catalytic step 2 spliceosome; U2 snRNP. Gene Ontology annotation, molecular function: mRNA binding. Gene Ontology annotation, biological process: spliceosomal complex assembly. The record is from RefSeq and is a predicted model, not a curated record. The coding region runs from base 122 to 3829 and encodes 1235 amino acids. NCBI's taxonomy places the organism in Eukaryota, Fungi, Ascomycota, Eurotiomycetes, Eurotiales, Aspergillaceae. The transcript is spliced from 2 exons.